Messenger RNA from Biomphalaria glabrata, 4064 nucleotides. RefSeq names its product pituitary tumor-transforming gene 1 protein-interacting protein-like. The transcript is spliced from 8 exons. The record is from RefSeq and is a predicted model, not a curated record. Lineage: Eukaryota; Metazoa; Mollusca; Gastropoda; Planorbidae. Gene Ontology annotation, biological process: protein import into nucleus. Gene Ontology annotation, cellular component: nucleus; cytoplasm. Bases 163 to 723 code for a protein of 186 amino acids.
GAAGUGACGUUGCAUUGUAAAAAUAGUAACUAGACAAAACGGAAGCUGAUAUUGAUAGAUCAAGACUACUCUGAUCUAGAUAUAGAUUAAAUAAAAACACUACUUUCCCAGAAACAAAAGUGAGACAUCAAGUAGUCACUUGUAUUAAUUCUAGCAAGCAGGAUGAACUCAUCACUGUACGUACUACUUGGGCUAGCUGUUGUUACUGCUGUGUUUGCACUAAAUGGUAGUUCUACAUCAAGCCCACAAACAACCAGGACCUCAACAUUCUCAACUACAACAAGCUCUCACAUUUCAACUACCCUGACACCAGAGCAAGAAUGUAGCAAGCACAAUGGAUCUUGCAGUGAUUGUGUUUCCAAUGCUAAGUGUCUCUACUGCUACAGUAAUGAUGAAUGUAUGCUGUACCCAGUUGGAAAAGUUCUGCCCCCUAGCUCUCUCUGCUCCUUGUCCAAUGCUAGAUGGGGUGUCUGCUGGGUCAAUUUUGAGGCUCUGAUAAUUUCCAUGGGAGUAAUUGGAGGUGUGAUCAUUCUGACAAUUACCUGCACAUGUAUCUAUUGUUGCUGCUGUCGAGGAAACAACAAACAGAAAUUGGAGCGAGAGGAAGCCAAAUUUGAGUCACAAAAAAUGGAGAGGAAAGCUAAACAAGAUGAGCGUCGAGCAGAGCGAAAAGGUCGCCUUGAUGAAAUUCGUAGAAAAUAUGGCUUUCAAGACAAAAAGUAAAGCACAGGUUUGGUCAAAGAUGAAGCCCCAUACCAAAGAUUCGAUGCAUAAACCUGCCAUGUGUUUGUACUGAAAAAUUACCUAGAUAUAUUUUAUUCAUUUUGGGUACAUGUUAAAAAAUGUUGAUAAAGCUACAAUCAAGAAAAUAAUGGUCAAGAUUUUUUUGGGGUACUAAGUGCCUGAAUUUUUUAUUUUUACAAAUUUUCAGAAUAGCAGAAUAAGGAACAAUACUAAGACUCAAUACUAAGACAUACAAAAACCUCUAGUCUUUGCUUGAAGUAAAUGGUAUUGUUUUAGGGUAGUAAGUAAUUCCAGACUGUAAAUACAAUUUUAAUGCUAUGACAUGCUCAGAUAUUUUUCUUUUAGUUUUUGUUUACAACAUGACUCUACAGCUUUGAGUCAUUGAAAAAAUGUCUUUGUCUAAAAAUCUUUUUAAAACAAAUUGCCAAUUACUUUGGCAGCAUUACUCUUUCAAUUGUCUAGUAAUGCAACAUCAAACAAUAACAAAAGUCUUCCUAAAUCUGCUGGAUGGUUUGGUUUUGUAGAUAAAAUUCAAUCUCUAUUUUGUUAAAAAUUUAAAGAUAUAUAUUGCUAUUGAUUAUAUAUAUUGUCUGAUUAGCUAAAUUCUAAUAUAUCCUAAAAGUCUGAUUAGCUAAAGAUGAAACAAGGUCUUCUCUACUGUGCCUUACUCUAAAAGAUGGAUUUUUUGUUGUUGAAAUAUUAGAACACUAGUAAAGUUAGUUCAAAUUAUAAGCCUUUGAUUUUGGUAGUGUUUGGUUGAUACUUAUAUUAAUGUUUGGUUGAUACUUAUAUUAAUGUUUGGUUGAUACUUAUAUUAAUGUUUGUUUGCUUACAAAGAAAUGAGUUAUUAAUAAUCAUUUCUGUAUUUCUUCUAUUCAGAUUCUAUUAAUGCACUAAUUUGUAUUGUAUGAUGUUUAAAACAUUUGACUUAAUAUUGUACAGUGAACAACUUUUUACCAUUUAUAUUCUGUACAUACAUGAAUGUUUCCUUUACUUCGAGUUGAUCAUUAAGUUAAGCCUUAGAAUCUUGGGAGGUAAGGCGCUAGUAGAAUUAAUUUUAGACUUAGGAUAUGUAGCUCUAGUAGAAUUAAUUUUAGACUUAUGAUAUGUAGCUCUAUAAGAAUUAAUUUUAGACUUAGGAUAUGUAGCUCUAGUAGAAUUAAUUUUAGACUUAGGAUAUGUAGCUCUAGUAGAAUUAAUUUUAGACUUAGGAUAUGUAGCUCCAGUAGAAUUAAUUUUAGACUUAGGAUAUGUAGCUCUAUAAGAAUUAAUUUUAGACUUAGGAUAUGUAGCUCUAUAAGAAUUAAUUUUAGACUUAGGAUAUGUAGCUCUAUAAGAAUUAAUUUUAGACUUAGGAUAUGUAGCUCUAGUAGAAUUAAUUUUAGACUUAGGAUAUGUAGCUCUAGUAGAAUUAAUUUUAGACUUAGGAUCUUGAGAAAAGCAUCUCUAUUAGUUGAUAUUUUGGUUUAGGAUCUUAACAAACAUAAUUCUAGUAGGUUGUUAAACUUAAGGCCUUGUUGAUUGAAUUCUUAUUAGAAUUUGUUUAGAUUUAGGGCCUUUGGAUAUGUAACAAUGAAUAAAAUAGCAACCAAAAAGUAGAACUUUUCUUUAACUUUGAAUAUUUUAUAUGUUUCAAUAUUUUUGUUGUUAUUUUUACAUGAGUAUUAUUUUGUAUUUCUCUAUAAAUAUAUUUAUAUUGUUGACAUAAACAAUAUGUUCAAGACAGAGAUUUGGCACUUAAUAUUUUGUUGACUCAUGAAGUACAAUGAAACAAAAAAGUUCAGGAUCUUAAUUGAUCAUAUUUGUAUUUAUUUAUGGGUGUAUGGAACCCAGUCACAAAGUCUUAUUUAAUGCCACUUUCUAUGAAGCUGUGUAAUCACUACAUAUAUAAGAGAUAUUCAACAAAUGAAGUGAUUCCUGAGAAGUUCAUGAGAUAUAUGACUAGGACACAAAUACACAUGGACUAGGAGGGGAAGACAUUUUGUGCUCGUUUUGUGGAUAAAAUGAUUACGUUGGUAGGACUUGUGUAGUUUGAAUUUUGUUGUACAGAAUGUUCCAGAAUAAUACUUUAAUGUCACAUUUUAAUUUUUUUUAUCUUAUCUUAUAAAUUACAGAUGUUACUUCAAUGCUAUGCAGAAACUUGCAUUGACAUUGUAAAUCCAGUAAAGGUUUCCUUUUGAUAAUUAAAGAAUUCCAAAAUUAGAUUACCCAUAUUUUUUUUUUCUUUUACUUGUAUACAUAUUUUCAUUUUUUUAAAAAGAAAAAUUCAGCUAUGAUUUGAAGUGUUUAUUUACAGUAAUAACUGUUUUUGCUUCAAAAUAUAAAAAAAAAAAUGACUUUCAAUGAACCACUGACAUACAGGGAAAUAGAAACAUAAAAAACCACCAUAGAACUUGUGAAGUAAAUAACUUGUUUGAUCUCUUGACUAUUGACACAUUGACUAGUGUGUGGCCAAUAGAUUGCAUUCUAGUUAGAGGUGGACAUUUCUACAAACUUUGAUACAUUCUAGUUAGAGGUGGACAUUUCUACAAACUUUGAUAUAUUCUAGUUAGAGGUGGACAUUUCUACAAACUUUGAUAUAUUUAAAUUGUAUUCACAAAAAUAACAAAGUAUUGAACUGUUAAUGUCUAUAAUGAUUAUGUUUCUUUUGUUUUAAUGAGAACGGCUUACCCUAAGUUUGUCUUUGUUCCCAGUUUGAUAGGGACAUAAUACAAUGUAUCAUUUGCUUGUAAAUUAGCUUCUUAUGCUAUAUGUUGGUUAAUAUGUGCCAGGUUUUGUUGUUGUGGGCAAUCACCAUUAGAUCUAAGUCAUACAUGAAGUCUUUGAGCGAUUUUCAGCCAUUAUAUUUCAGAAAUAACCUGGCCUGACUUUGGUAAUUGCCAAAAAAAGAAAUAACCAUUGUGCUAAUUAGCCUCUAAUAAAAGGCUACUACCAGGCUGUGCAAUAAAUUGUACUGUUAAUGUGAUAGCCUUUAUUAGAGCGAAUUAAGUUCAGUGUCAACAUAAGAAACAUUCCAUGUCUCACAGUCCUUUACAACUCAGUUCUAACUCCAUAGAUCAUUGACACCUUCUUACCACUUUGAACCUUUGUUGUCAACUAUGAGUGUAACGUUUUAGAAUGGAGUUGAACUGCAAUCUAUUCUUUGGUUUUGUAGAGACACAAAUAAACUGGAGCAGUUCAACACAUUUGUUCUCUUCACAUCAUGAACUACUCAUCACUUGUGUGCUUUCAUCAUGUUUUUGUUUUUUUUUAAUUUUUAACUAAUUUUGACAACUGUAAUUUAUGUCUGUGAUUUCUUCCAAUAAAGGAUGUGUCUCGUG